Molecule: messenger RNA, 552 nt
Organism: Hirundo rustica (Barn swallow)
Lineage: Eukaryota; Metazoa; Chordata; Aves; Passeriformes; Hirundinidae
Gene: NDUFB4
Product: NADH:ubiquinone oxidoreductase subunit B4
Exons: 3
Coding region: 40-453 (137 amino acids)
Cellular component (GO): mitochondrion
Source: RefSeq, a predicted model, not a curated record
GCCACCGCCCCCCGCGGGCGGCACGGCCGGCUCUCCAAGAUGGCGUCGGCGCCGCCUCCGUCGGCGGCCAAGUUGUACAGGCCGAACCGCUACGUCUCGCUGCCCGCCGAGCUCGACCCCAACACCUACGACCUAUCGCCGGAGAAGCGCCGCGCCGAGGCCGAGCGCCUGGCGAUCCGCUCCCGGCUCAAGCGGCAGUACUUGCUGCAGCUCAACAGCCCCAGCCCGCCCGCCGUCAUCGAAGAUCCCGCCUUGAUCCGCUGGGCCUAUGCGAGGUCCCAGAACGUCUACCCUACUUUCCGCCCGACACCCAAGACGUCCUUUCUAGGAGCUGUUUAUGCGUUAGGCCCCGUCCUCUUCUGGAUCUUUGUCUUAAAAGCUGACAGGGAUCGUAAGGAGAAGCAGAUCCAGGAAGGUAAAUACAAGCGACCGCCGUUCAGUGUAUUCUUCUAAGUUCCUGGAAUUGCAGUGAUGUUCAUGGGAUCUAAAUAAAAUAAGGUGCAUUAUGUGGUGAUAUUUCUCUGUCACAAGAAUAAAUCUUAAUUGCUUGUU